AUGGCACAAAACAUGCACAGAAUAUUUCAUGUUAAUAAGUGGGCAGAGAUCGGUCUCCACAUGGUGGAUGACGACAUGGACGAAUUGGUAAUGAUGCGGAUCAACGUCGGAGGAGGCCGGACUGAGCAUCUAUUAAGUUGGCACGAUAAAUUUCGGAUGAAGUUGCCUGUCAGACAGCAAGGUGGCCGUGCUUGUUGUUGGGCUCUGGUUGCCACAGAUCUCGUCAGUUACCAGCUUAGGCAGGCUGACAUAAAGUACCAUAAACACCGAGCAGCUCCUCAGGAGCUGAUCGAUAUGGUAGAUCAUGCACGAUAUCCCAGAUAUGUACGCAAUCGAGUAUGGAAUCACGGGUGUUGUGGGGCUAGUGUCCUCUUGGGGCUCAACUAUAUCAGAAUGCAUGGAAUAGCCUUGGAGGCGAACUACCCUUUCGUUCGGAGGCGUCAAAACGUUAAUAUCGAGAACAUACCUAAACAAACGAGAAUCACGAUCGAUGCAGUUCAUAGCAUGGAGAAGUAUUCAUUGGAAAGAAUUAAAGCCGUCAUCCGUAAGCAUCCGGUAGCUGGACGAAUUAGACCAUUUGAGAGUCUUAAAAGAUGGAGAGGAGAUGCAACUGCAGGCAAAAUAUACAUGAAACAUGUACUUGUAGAAGGUGACAAGGAGCCUGAAGUAAACCAUGCGGUAGUCAUAACAGGUUAUGGUGUGGAUGCGGAUGGUGUAGAGUACUACAUAAUCAAGAACUCGUGGGGGCGCAAGUGGGGAGUAGAUGGAUACGCCAAAGUCUCUAUCGAUCUCGUCACACCGACAGUCUACCCUCUCGGAGUACGCCUCGUUUCUGAUUAG
This is a messenger RNA of Erythranthe guttata (spotted monkey flower), 840 nucleotides long. RefSeq lists its product as uncharacterized. Gene Ontology annotation, molecular function: cysteine-type peptidase activity. Gene Ontology annotation, biological process: proteolysis. The record is from RefSeq and is a predicted model, not a curated record. NCBI's taxonomy places the organism in Eukaryota, Viridiplantae, Streptophyta, Magnoliopsida, Lamiales, Phrymaceae.